UAUAGUGAAUCGCCAUGUUGAAAGAAUUUACAUACACAAUUAGUGAAGAUAAAAACAUAGAAAAAAGCGUUAUUUUGAAUUGAAUUGAUAAAAGGAAUGAUAACAAAUGAUUUUUUAGGAACGUUUGAAAUCACUUACCCCUAAAAGCAUCAGCUCUUUAUUCAAUUUAUAUGUGCAAUUACAGGUAUACCGUGGAAGGUUUUUGGUGGUAAAAAUCAGCUGAUUUGAUAAAAAAAACAAUAACAGUUUUAUAUAGAACUGAUUGCAGUUUAUUUAAACAGUUAUGUAGUCAGUAUGACCCAGCCUUCAUACAGUGCUGCUAAUGUAGCGAGCAGUAGUGAAUGCACAAGAGAACAAUUGCCACCUAUUUUCCUUCAGAAUCAACAAAGUAUUGAGAAUAGGAAUGUGUUGUUCAAUCAAUCUUUCCAUCAGCUACAACAACAUGACAACCAACUAUCACAAAGCACUGAAGCAUUACAUGUAGGAUAUGAAGAUAUUGAUCAAAAGCCAGACCUUGCCAAAAUAUCUAAAGAAAGUGUUAUACAGCCAGCAGAUUCCAACACACCAAAACAACAGUUUGUACCAUGUAAAGUAUGUGGAGAUCGAGCCUCAGGAUUUCAUUAUGGUGUUACUUCAUGUGAAGGUUGUAAGGGAUUCUUCAGGAGAAGCAUUCAGAAACAGAUAGAGUACAGAUGUUUAAGGGAUGGAAAGUGUAUGGUUAUACGACUGAAUAGAAACAGAUGUCAGUACUGCCGCUUUAAAAAAUGUUUGGCUGUAGGAAUGUCUAGAGAUUCUGUGAGAUAUGGAAGAGUACCAAAAAGAUCUAAAAGUGUGGAUGAUCCAUUUGGAGGAUCCAGUGACUUGUAUCCCGAUGAUUCUGCAGCAGAAAGUCGCCAUCUAGCAUUAUAUGACAUCAUCCUCAAUAUCUCUCAAGCACAUCAUGCACAUUGUGCUGUUACGGAGGACAAAAUAAAAUUACUGCAGCGAAAGCAUUCUACAUUGAUGCAGAGAAUAUCAAUACCGUCCUCUCAGGUAAACUUUACAGACGAGCAGCUGGAAACACAGAAACUGUCCAUGUGGUCCUGUCUCGCCCAUUCAAUUACACCUGCUGUAAACAGAGUCGUAGAAUUCGCUAAAAGAGUUCCAAGUUUUACAGAAUUAACACAAGAUGAUCAGUUAUUAUUAAUAAAAGGUGGAUUCUUUGAGAUCUGGUUAACACGUAUGGCGGGAAUGUUUAGUAAAUUUGAUGGGAUGCUGACAUUUGAAGAUGGAAGUAUGAUACAGCGAGAUGAACUGUCUGUUGUGUUCACUCCUGAGUUUGUAAACAGCAUGUUUGAUCUGGCAGCCAGUAUACACCAGUUAAAAUUAAAUGACACAGAGAUUGGUAUCUUUACAGCCAUUGUUCUUACUACUCAUGAUCGUAGAGGAUUACAAGGACCAAAAUAUGUUGAAAGUAUACAAGACAAAUUAUUAGAAGCUUUAAAACUACAAAUUAGUCGGAAUCAUUCAACGGAGGAAAAUCUUUUUGGAAAUACAAUAGUUAAAUUGCCACAUCUACGAACUGUUGGUAUACAACACAAUGAAAUAUUAGAAUGGUACAGAUCACAUUGGGAGAAAGUCAAGUUACCCCUCUUGUUUGCUGAGAUUUAUGACAUACAAAAGCAUGAGGAUGAAUGAAAUAAUAGUAGCUAUAUUGUUAAUGUGUAAUUUUAUCUUAAUCUCAGCUGAUAAAAAAUCCAGUGCAAUUUCCGGUGACUUUUUACAAAUAUAUUCCAAAAUAUAACAAACCUGGUGGGUUAUUUAUAAAGUUUUUCUCACAUACCGGUAAUUCAUUAAAAAUGCUGAAAAUAUAUAUAAUUAUAUCUAAAUGAGAAAAUUACUUGAUUUUUCAGUUGUUUCAACUGUUUAAAAAUUACCAGAAUUCUCAUUAGGAUUACAAUUUGUUACAUAAAAUAAUCAUUCAUUUGUAAACCAGUAAAAUAGAGUAAAACCAGUCUAAAACUUCAUUGAGACACUUGUGGAAACCUAGAGAAAUAGUUCUUCCAAAGUUUUAUUCCAUUCCAUGCAACAUAAGCAUGUAUGUUAAAUAUGGAAAUUCUAUUCAAAAAGAGAGUGAUUUUUAAAGACUAAAGAAAUCUUUUUAAGGUUUGCUAAUGAAAUUCUAUACCCCAAACACAGAACAAAUUAAUUUGGCUCAUUUUUAUCUUAUUUUAAAUUUUACAUUCAUUAUUUUACACUAAUUUCAAUGUUACAAAUGAUAUUUGCCAUGCAGUACAAAUUGCAUUCUAUGUUACUAAGUGUGAAAUUAACAAAGCAAUAGUUUUCCUGUAUACAUUAACCUCAUUUUGUGUUUUCAUUGUAAUGUAUCAUCAAGUUUUAUAUAUUGUUAUUGGUUAGUAUCUCUGUUCCCUUAUACAUGUGUUUCUGAAAGGAACUGAAACUUACCCUUAUACAUGUGUUUCUGAAAGGAACUGAAACUUAACCUUGAAAACAGACUGAAAUCUGAGGCUUGAUGGACUGAAAUCUUACAAGUUUGUGUUUAUAUCUACAUUUAUUCAUAGUGUUACUAAGUACAGUAAGAAACUGCUUAUCAGAGCAAACUACAUUUGUAAGAAAGAGACCACAGCAUUCAUUUAAAUAAUCACUUCCAGGUUCAAAUGUCAUUAGAAGAAUCGAUUUACAAUUUAAGAAAAAAUAACUUUAAUUUGUUACUUUGUGGUUGGAUUUCAGUCAUAAAAGACUCCUGCAUUUCAGUUCUUUAUAAAAGUAUCUUAUGGGUUUAUUUGACAGACAAUAGUGCUAUGAAUAGUUCUGUACAUUGCUUUAUACACUUUUAUGUAGACAUGUUGUAUAACUAUGUUGAUUUUUUAACAAUUUUACCGUAGAUACAGCAUUAUUCUAUAAAAUAGUAAAUGUAUGUUGACAAUUGUGGUUAGUGCUAGUCCACAGAAUUUUCUUUGGAUCCUUGGAAUACAAUUAAGUUAAAGUUUGAAUUGAGGUUAAAAGGGUAAGAUCCCUGUUCUACAACACUCUUUAAAUUCUCAUAUCUUUUUAUGCAUUAUGGAGUUAAAAAUGAAGGACCUCUGUCACCCCUUUUUAUUUGCAGCCUUGAGAAUAGUUAAGGAUAUUUCCACAAUUUCGCGAUAUUGAAUUGCAAAAUAGAAAAAAUAAAUUCUGAGAACAUUUCUCAUUUAACAGUAUAUGGCUUUGUAAAUUUGGUUGGUUCAAGUAUAAGCCAAAACAUAGUAUAAAUCAGUAGAAUUGCAUGUAUCAAUUCAUUGUGUUCAGCCCUUCUCAGUCUUAGCCAUUAAAUGCCUUGUUAAACUGUUUUCAUUAAAAAAUUCAGGGAUGUUAAAGUUUACCUCUUAAAGUUAUAUUUUUGAAUUCUUCUGUUUUCAACGUCAGUAAAAUAGAUCAUAUGAUUUUGUUUGAUUAUUAAAGUCAGUAAUAAAUGGCCAGUAUAAAGUUGUACUACUUAGCAUAUGUAUUAUUGAAUGUAGAUAUAAGACGGAAAGCAUUUUUGACACCAGUUCAUUUAUCAUUAUAUAUGAAAUUUUUUUUUAUAGCUUUAUAGUAAAAUCAAAUUGGAAUGACCAUCUAUUCUCUAUGUCCACUCUUUCCAUGCAUGAAUAGCAGUAUGGUCAAGAUGAAAGUUAGGUUUGAAAAAAUAAGGAUAGAUUGGAAAAUAAGAUAAGUGAACAUUUGAUAAAUACUUUAUGUACCCACACCUGUUAACAGUUAGGUGAAUUGUCUUUCAAAAGUUACAGGAUUCUAUCAAACUAUUUAGGUAGAAUAAAGGCAGGGAAUUAAUCUGGUUCCACCAGACUUAGCUACUAUACCAAAUGAAUAUUUUUAAGCCAUUCGUAUAAUAAUUAAGACUGAAAAUUCUCAGGAAAUAAAUUUGUAUACCAUGACGGUUAAAAGCAUUCACAGAAAUUUUAUAUGUAAGUUGUUUUAUUGAGAUAUUAGUAAUUUGUUAGUUUAUAUCAUAAUCAAUGUUAACGAAUAAAAGUUUUACUGACAGAUUUUAUAUUGUUGUUCAGAUUAGAAUGUUUGUACAGCAAUAUUUGGCCAGAUUUAUUGUUCUGUAGGAACUUAGCUACAGCUUUAUGUUGAGUAAGAGGCAAAUUUUUGUCAAUUUUGUCAAUUUUUUUAAGAUUAUCUUCACUCACAAAAUGGAAAUGUUACAGUUUUAUAUUUGUUUUGUUGAUAUGAUUUCAGAGUUUCAGGCUGUUUUUGUUUUCAGAAUAGGGCACUUGUUAUUUGUUAAAAGUUGAUUAUAUAUGAUGUCUUAUUCAGUUAGACAAUUUUAAUGUACAGAUGACUUGUUGCUGUUUAUCUUAUCAGAUAUUAUUUUAUGUUGCCUUUCAUGAUGAAAAAAUGUGUAUACACAAACUCUCUAAUGGAUAGUUAUAUACUGCAAAAGCUAUUUUCACUAAAAUGUUCAUGACUUGCGAGUAUUCUAUUGACGUAAGAUUUUUAGUGAAAAGGGUCUCUGGAGUUUUAUUUUCUGUUCAUUUUGCUUUCCUGUCUUUUGAAAUAUCUUGAACGGUAUGUUAAAAAGAGCUCUGUUAAAAAAUCCCUGAAAAAGAGUGAAAUUACAUCAAAAGUAGGAUGAUCCCAUCAACAUUUAUUUGUUGUGUAUUAUUUGAAUUACAGGAGAUAAAAGUUAAAUAUCUUUUGUUCACUACUAUUUUUUUACAACAUGAAUAUGAAGAACCAUGGUUUUUGCUUGGAGAAUAUAAUGGGGAAGGUAUUUACAUUUCAGACUUGAUGGUUUGUAAUAAGCUAGACAUUUCCAUGGUACUUUUUUAAACUACUGUAGAAGUUUUUGUCUGACCUGUUGCUGAAGGUGACUUUAAUAUUACUUUUCUGAUAAUGGUAUUUACAGUUAUUAUUACAUCUAAAUCUCAUGUUUACCUUAUUUUAAUUUUAUGGAGGCUGUUUAUACUCUGACUUUUAAAGGCAGGCAGGUAAAUAUGAUUGACAGAUAAACAAUAUGUGGAUUUCAGAUUAUUUACCUGACCUUUGUGAUGUGAAAUUGACCUCAUUUUUGGGUAAAGAUUGCAUAAAAUGCAAUCAAAACCUUAUAGUACUGAUUCGAUAUCUAUAUCUUCCAAAGUUUAUCACUACCUUCGAUUGUUAAAACAAAAGAGUACAGUACAGUGUCCAUUAUUUAGAUCCUACUCCUAGCCAGUCAUGCAAUUUAUUGAUAUGUUAUACUUUGAUAUUUAGGUUACAAUAUGAUGUGUAUUUUAAAUACCAUACUUGUCAAGAACCUUUAUUUUAUUAAAAAUUACAUGUAUGAAUCUGUUAUAAAAAUGAUGAACAAAGGAAGAUAACUCCAACUAAAAUUUUAAAUUUGCCUAGCAUGUUUUAUUUAGAAAUUCACCACCAAUGACACGGUCAGGUUUUCUGGAAAAGAUAUAUUUGUCAGUGACAAUGGUCAGGUCAGGUUAACAAUAUUUUAUAUGUGAAUUCGUUAUAAGAAGAACUACAUCCCACUUGUUUCAUUUUAGCCUUGACCACAUUUACAGAGUUCAUUGACCUAAAAAUAAUUCAGAUUGUGCGGCAAGUGAGACAUUUCAGUUUUUCAAUUCUUGUAUGUGUUGUUAUUUUUUGUGGUUGUUCAAAAUGACAAUUUUAUAAAAUGGAUUUUAUCUAGGCUUAUCCUGUACAUGUCUUUUGGAUAUUUGUGUCCUUUUGUCCAAAAUUAAUAUAAAAAAAGAUUUGAAGAAUCUAUGAACCUUCUCAUUUUCGUGCUGAAGCAAAAAUAAUGGAGUCAUGUUUUGUUUAUGUUUUGUUUAUGUUGUAUAUAGUGGAAGCUACCACUAUUGUGAUGUGAUUUGUGAAAGAAAAAGUAUUAAUGGCUAUAAUUGUUAUUACUUCAAUAUGGACUAAUUCAGAAAUUACUUGGUGAUAAGUUUUUUUUUGGCAAUCUAUUUCCUUCGAGUCAGUCUUCAGUGUAAAUUUAUACAUAGGAAAGGGGGAGGGACUUUCAGAAAGGUAUGAUGACUCUGAUAAAGUUUUUACCCUAAUCCAAACACUUCUAAUGAAUUCAUAUAAAAAUGUAUUUGCAACAAGCCAGUAAUAAUUUAUAAGGAUAGAAUUUGGGAUUUCAGAAUCAGUCAGUUUUGAACACAAACCUGGCAGUUUCUCAAAAUUUGAUUGGAUAGAAUUUGAUGAAGUUGUACGUACAUUUCAGGUAGACUUUUAUACAUUUUGCAGUAGUAAUAUUUUUUUUAUGUCAUAAAUGUUAAUGUCUUGUAGAUCAAGAUGAGAUAUAUUUUGAUAAAAAGAAUCAUAUAUAAAAUGAUCCGUAAUCCACCUUCAUAGUUUAAUGGCCAUCACAGUGUUAUAUCUAUAGUUGUUAACAUUUCACAGAGUAAAUCAUGUGCUGAUCAAAUAAAUAUAUGUAAUACGAA
Mytilus californianus (California mussel) is the source of this 6425-nucleotide messenger RNA. RefSeq names its product ecdysone-induced protein 78C-like. NCBI's taxonomy places the organism in Eukaryota, Metazoa, Mollusca, Bivalvia, Mytilida, Mytilidae. The record is from RefSeq and is a predicted model, not a curated record. Bases 295 to 1677 code for a protein of 460 amino acids. Gene Ontology annotation, molecular function: DNA-binding transcription factor activity; zinc ion binding; sequence-specific DNA binding. Gene Ontology annotation, biological process: regulation of DNA-templated transcription. The transcript is spliced from 8 exons.